AUGGAUAAUUCCUUAUGGUGGAAUGGUCCUAGCUGGUUAAGAAAUUAUCGCUCAUUUACAAGUUUGGAAGAUUCUAAUCUGGAAUUCGCCGAAGACGACGUUCGUAAUGCAGUACAUGAAGCUAAAAGGCUUAUAGCCACUUGUCAUCUCAUCGUUUCUCCAUCAUCGCGGACUGAUGAGAUUAUUCAUAGUCUCAUUAGCAACUGCUCAACAUUGUCAAAGAUAGAACGAACAUUUGCUUACUGUAUUAGAUUUAUCUCCAAUUGUCGCAAAAAACAGGAUGAAAGAGUUCUGUCUAAAUUAACCCUAGCGGAGCUAGAAUCUUCGAGGCGUGAGAUAAUCAAGUAUUCGCAACGCGUUCACUUCGCAGAAGAUCUAAAACGUCUGCAAAAUAAUCGAGAAUUGACACAAACGAGCCCAAUACUGCAGUUACGCCCUUUUCUGGACAAGGAUGGUAUGAUCAGGGUGGGCGGUCGGUUACAAGCCACCUCCUGGAAUUUUGAAAGGAAACAUCCUAUUUUACUACCUAGGCAGUCUAGAAUCACACGUCUGCUAAUCGAGAGGGAACAUCGCGCCUUAUUGCAUGCCAGUCAGCAAUUGUUAUUGGCCACAAUACGGCAGCGAUAUUGGCCAUUGAAGGCAAAGAGUUUGGUACGCCAAGUCUGCCGAUCCUGCGUCUGGUGUACUAGAAACAAUCCUAGGGGAUUGACACAAGCAAUGGGGUCCCUAUCGCGCGACAGAGUUCAACCGUCCAGACCAUUCACUAUUACUGGCGUCGAUUUUGCAGGUCCAAUUACCUCUCUCGUCAACAAAGGACGAGGUAGAAAGACAUCUACAAGUGAGCUGUCUACAUCAGCCUUUUUGGCAGCGUUACGCCGUUUCAUUGGCCGGCGUGGAUUGCCACGCAAGAUUUGCAGCGAUAAUGCCACUAAUUUUGUGGGUGCUAAAGGCGAAUUGGAAGAGCUCUACACCUUCAUUCGCACUUCCAUUGAUGGAGAUGUUGGAGAUGCCUUACAGGAAAGAGGCAUAGAAUGGUGCUUUAUACCCCCCCAUUCUCCGCAUUUGGGCGGCCUAUGGGAAGCGGGAGUCAAAUCUUGCAAGUAUCAUCUUCGUCGAGUUAUGGGCAACACUUUAUUUACAUUUGAGGAACUUACGACAUUCCUGGUGCAGAUCGAAGCAUGUUUGAAUUCAAGGCCGCUGUCGCCUUUAUCAUCCGAUCCUUCUGAUUUACAACCUUUGACACCAGGACAUUUCCUUAUGGGAGGACCUCCUACUAGUCUCCCGGACAACGAUUUAUUCGAUAUCAAAAUCAAUCGCCUUGAUAGAUGGGAGUUGGUUCAGCGUUCAGUCCAAGAUUUCUGGAAACGGUGGGCGGUCGAGUACGUGGCUAAUCUACAGAGUCGCGUUAAAUGGAAAACUCGUCAAGAAAAUCUCGGAAUCAACGACCUCGUGUUAUUAAAAGAGGACAAUUUACCGCCAUUAAAAUGGAGACUCGGUCGUGUUACAGAGGUUCAUCCUGGCAAAGACGACUUAGUACGCGUCGUAACAGUGCGCACGGCCACUGGAGUCACAAAGAGAGCUAUUACAAAACUUUGCAAGUUACCCAUGAACGAUUCUAUAAAUGAAAAAGAUUAA
Cyphomyrmex costatus is the source of this 1635-nucleotide messenger RNA. RefSeq lists its product as uncharacterized. Gene Ontology annotation, biological process: DNA integration. Bases 1 to 1635 code for a protein of 544 amino acids. The record is from RefSeq and is a predicted model, not a curated record. Gene Ontology annotation, molecular function: nucleic acid binding. NCBI's taxonomy places the organism in Eukaryota, Metazoa, Arthropoda, Insecta, Hymenoptera, Formicidae. The transcript has 2 exons.